AUGUCGAAGAACCAACCAUCUGUGGAAGACGAUGAAGCCAUGCCGCAAGUCUCUGUAGUGACUAAGAGAUUCAAGCGUUUGAGGGUCGUGUUCGAGCCAUCUCUAGGAGUCUUGGGUUUCUUCUUGGUGGGUUUGUGUUUAGUCUUCAGCUUCUUCUACCUCGAUUACAGAACCGUGGCUAAGACUAAAAGUCAUGACUUUUCGGAUCAAUCGGAGAGAUUCCUUUGGCUCAAGGAGCUCGAUGGGUUUGUAGAGAACAACACCAAAGUUGGGUUUCUUGAAGAGAGUGGGAGUGGUUGCAAUGUGUUCGAUGGGAAAUGGGUUUGGGAUGAAUCGUAUCCUUUGUAUCAGUCCAAAGAUUGCACCUUUCUUGAUGAAGGAUUCAGAUGCACUGAGUUUGGCAGACCUGAUUUGUUCUAUACCAAGUGGAGAUGGCAACCUAACCAUUGUGAUUUGCCCAGAUUUGAUGCGAAGUUGAUGCUGGAGAAGCUAAGGAACAAGCGGCUAGUGUUUGUAGGAGACUCAAUUGGAAGAAACCAAUGGGAGUCUCUUCUCUGUAUGCUAUCUUCUGCGAUCAGGAACAAGAAUUUGGUUUACGAAGUGAACAAUAGACCCAUCACAAAGCACAUGGGCUUCUUUGUGUUCAGGUUUCAUGACUACAACUGCACUGUUGAAUACUAUAGAGCACCUUUCUUGGUUCUCCAAAGCCGUCCACCUAAAGGAUAUCCAGAAAAGGUUAAGACGACUCUUAAACUGGAGACAAUGGAUUGGACUGCUGACAAGUGGAGAGAUGCGGAUAUAUUAGUGUUUAACACUGGUCAUUGGUGGAACUACGAGAAAACUAUCCGCGGAGGUUGUUACUUUCAAGUAGGAGAAAAAGUGAGAAUGAGAAUGAAGAUAGAGCAUGCACAUAGACGAGCUAUGAAGACUGUUAUGAGAUGGAUACAAGAAGAGGUUGAUUCAAACAAGACACAGGUCUUCUUUCGCACAUUUGCCCCUGUGCAUUUCAGGGGAGGAGAUUGGAGAACAGGGGGAACAUGUCAUAUGGAGACACUGCCAGAUUUUGGAGUCACUCUGGUUCCACCAGAGACAUGGGAACACAUAAAGCUCCUUCAAGAUGUCUUGUCAUCGUCUCUUUACUACUCGAAAAGAUCAGAAGCAGUUAAGCUGAAAGUGUUGAACAUAACAGCCAUGGCUGCUCAAAGAAACGAUGGCCACCCAUCACUGUACUACUUGGGCUCAGCUGGUCCUGCACCGAUCCGCAGGCAAGACUGCAGCCAUUGGUGUCUUCCUGGUGUUCCUGAUUCGUGGAAUGAGCUUCUUUAUGCAUUGUUUCUUAAGCACGAAGGCUAUUCAAGAUCAAACAAUGGCGAUACAGACAACUUUACAUAAUGAAACUUUGGUAGAAACAGCUGUUGCAGGAUUUAUAAUAACGGCUGAGAGAUUUUGAUUGGGUGGAGAAUAUAUGUAAUUACUGACGACUAGGUUAAGCAACUUUGUAAAAAUUUCAAAGAUUUGAGUGACCUCAUCAUAUCACAGAUCAUUAGUUCACAAGUGUUUUGGUAUACAAUGAGUAUGUUACACUUGCAGAACUUUAUUUUCCCUUUUGAUUAUACAAAAUAAAUCUAUAUAUAAUUUUAGAAAGAAAAAAAAAAAAGCGAAGGUAGGUUCUUCAAAUCAAUCCAGCAGGUGGUUUGGUCUCCACGUUAAAUUCUCGCACGGUGAUGAUGAUGAUGAUGAUGGUGACGAUGAUGAUGGUGAUGAUAAGGACGAGAGACUAUGGGAUGACGAUGAUGAUGAAGAAAAGUGCCAUAAGUGGCGGCAAAACGAGAGGCCUUCUUCGAAUUCGACUCUGAAACAUCUUGUGAGAUGGUUUUACCCUUUUCCACGUCAACUAGUUUCGUCUGCAUCUCAUCGUGAUCGGUGCAACCGGUGACGACGCAUAAUCCGAGAAGCACAACCACACAACCGAUGCUUAUAAGAAGAAUAUAAAUAAUUUCCAUUAUGUCACUAUGUGUUUCUCUUUUCGCGUCUAAGAAAUUUUUGA
Molecule: messenger RNA, 2047 nt
Organism: Camelina sativa (false flax)
Lineage: Eukaryota; Viridiplantae; Streptophyta; Magnoliopsida; Brassicales; Brassicaceae
Product: protein trichome birefringence-like 11
Cellular component (GO): Golgi apparatus
Molecular function (GO): O-acetyltransferase activity
Source: RefSeq, a predicted model, not a curated record